AUGACUGGGAAAAGAAAGAGAGCCACGGCUGUCGUGCCGAGAGCCACCGCGAAAGAGGAUGAAGAGGAAAAAUCUACUACUCCCGAUACCUCUUAUCAGGACGUGUUCCGGAAAUUCUUCGAAUCUCAAUUCGAACCUAUUGAUCUACCAGGCGGCGGAGUUGAACGAGGACGAAGGUCAGAAGAAGAUAGCGAAGAGGAAGGAGAGGAAGACAGCGAGGAAUCAGAGUCUGGAUCAGAUUGGGACGGCAUGUCUGUAGAGGACGAAGACGACCAGGUUGAGGUAGUCGAAUACUGCGACACACGCCAGAAGGAGAAAGAAAUACUGGACAAGAAAGCUCGCAAAGCAUUCAUGACCGCCAAACCACCGUCAUUGUCCAUAAAUUCCGUACCUACCAAGCAAACUUCCAAAAAGCCUAAAAACGAAAAGGCCGAUGCUGAAGAUGAUGAUGCGAUGGAUGCAGAACAUCUGAAGAACGACCUUGCUUUGCAGCGAUUGCUCAAAGAAUCCCACCUUCUGGACUCUGCGUCGGAACUUGCGCCAACGGGCAAAAACCGCCUGAAAGCUUUGGACCUUAGAAUGCAGUCGCUCGGAGCAAAAUCAUCGCUCUAUCACCAGAACAUGCCCUCGUCCCAUCGUAGGGGCAUCAAAGCCAAGGCUUCAAUGAAGGACGAAAAGCGUCGGCGAGAAGCGAAAGAAAAUGGCAUUAUCCUCGAGAAGCCAACACACAAUUCGAAAGUCAGCAAGGGACGGCGGGAGCGUGGUAUCUCAGGACCGUCUAUUGGAAAACUCACCGGCGCAACCAUCAAUCUGAGCAAGCGCGAUAUCUCCGUCAUCGCCAGCAAGCGUCGGGCAAGCAAAGGAAAGUCAAAGUCAAAAAGAGGACGGCGUUGA
Aspergillus clavatus NRRL 1 is the source of this 894-nucleotide messenger RNA. RefSeq lists its product as uncharacterized. The record is from RefSeq and is a predicted model, not a curated record. The coding region runs from base 1 to 894 and encodes 297 amino acids. Lineage: Eukaryota; Fungi; Ascomycota; Eurotiomycetes; Eurotiales; Aspergillaceae. The transcript has 2 exons. Gene Ontology annotation, cellular component: nucleolus. Gene Ontology annotation, biological process: maturation of SSU-rRNA from tricistronic rRNA transcript (SSU-rRNA, 5.8S rRNA, LSU-rRNA).